Molecule: messenger RNA, 307 nt
Organism: Diversispora eburnea
Lineage: Eukaryota; Fungi; Glomeromycota; Glomeromycetes; Diversisporales; Diversisporaceae
Source: the annotation of a GenBank genome assembly
UGUAUUAAGGUUACAAUUCUUAAGCUUGAAACAAGGAAUGCAAAAAUAAGGCCAAUUAUAGAGGAAUUUGCAAAGAAAUCAGAAUCUAAGAAAAAUCGUAAAGUUCAGAAUAAAUGUAUUCAGAUAGCUAAAGAAAUUCUAAAUGAGGAACUGUUAAUUGAGUAUCGUCCUCCUUUUUUAAAUGGAUUAGAACUUAAUGCCUUCUUUCAAAAAUAUCGAAUUGCAUUGAAAGUACAAGGGGCUCAGCAUCGGUUCCAUAGCACUAGCUGGUAUAAAGAUAUCAAAAAACUUGAGGAUGUUGUAAAUC